UUACCUUUUUUUGUUUCUAUCUGUGCAGCACUUCUCGACUGUCCUGUACUUUUUGUCCAAAUGUGUCUUUGGUACAACUGUUUUCGUUCAGGACGCCACUGACUCCUACGCCCUCUCCCGACCUCGUGAGUCAGUAGCCCUUCAGUGCGGCGCGUAGUGCUCUUUUGUCCUUCAGACGCCUGCUAUCUUCAGCAACUAUGGCGGCAGUUCACUGCCUGUGACCAUGCCAGUCGGAGAGUCGGUUUCCCUCUAGACUUUGCUUGAUUUUUGGCUGCACUGGCUUCUCUCCUGAGAAAACCGGCGGACUUUUUCCUCAUUUGAGACUCGUGUCGCGUCCAGGAACGUUCGUUCCAGGGCCAAAACUGGAGGUGCGCAAGUUAGCAGACUCACGGACACUCUCGGGCAUACAUCCGUUUUUGCCCCGGGACCGGCACAGCCAUUUUUCCCCAAAAAUCAGUUGAAGCCAUGGAGUCAACUGCUGCCCUUGCAAUGACGCCACAGCCUCUCCUGUCGUCUCCGUACUCUUCUGGGAACCUGUCAAAUGCGUCGCCUGCUGGUUCCUCUUUUCCUGUCGACCACACAAAAACUGGCCAAAAGCGGUCGCACUUCGGAGCCAAUAACUGCGUGGACGGCAGCGGGAUAGAGUUUUCCUCUCUUCAAGUUGCAACAGAGUCGACGUGCUCGCCGACUGUUUCAGUCCCCGACUCUACUGCUGAGAGCGAAUGCCCGCCGACGCCGUGCGGUGACUUAGGGGAAGGCGCAACAGUGGCCUCGCAGCCGCCUGCUGUGACAUCGGACACUAAUGUUGACGGCCAGACAACAAGCGCCGCUCAACUGCACGGUCAAAGGUGUAGACUCGCUGCUCCUCCUCAUCUCAGUGAAUCGGGAGCAACUGCAAGCCAGCCCGCUUGCCAUUCCGACCAACAGCGCGUCGAUGUAGCCGUCAUCGGUGCCGGCCUUGCCGGUUUAACUGCCGCGCUUGCAGUGCACAGAAAAACAGGGAGGGUUGUCCACGUCUAUGAGAAGGAAGACGCGGACCAGUGGAUUUCUUCGUCCUCUGCUGCAUUUGGGGCCUCCCCCGGCUCACGGGGAGAAAGUGGAACACUGCAGGAAGAGUACGAAGCCCGCGAAAUAUUGCUGCGAACAAAUGGGUUGGACGCCCUAAGGUGCAUAGAUGAGCAGCUUGCAUGUGAUGUCUUGGAAUGCGGGCACAUUGUAUAUUCCGACUGUCUCGACGUCUUCGACUUCGAUGUGGAGGCCACUGCUUCCAGCUUGGUGUUUGGAAUUUACUGGUCAGAUCUCCAACAAAUCCUCUAUAGACACUGCCAACAGUACCCGAACGGGAUUUUUUUCUGCUUCAAAAAACAUCUUAAAUGUGCUCUGUCAAGCCACACCCCUCCACCUUCUUCCUCAGAAGCGGACUCCACAAUGAUUGUUUCCCUGUGCGCUUCCUCACUGUCGCCGCCGUCCACUGUCUCGACUGCGUCGUCAACUGGUACCCCAACUGCAUCGUCACCCGGUUUCGUGAAUUUUACGGGAGGUGGCGCUGAAAGUGGAGAAUCUGACGCAAGUAAAUGCUCCGGAAAGGGACGAUCAAGGACCACCCAUGAUCCAUCUCACCUUUCCCGUACGGAAAACUACAGCAGUAGUACAGCAGAUAAACACAACGCGAGGGAUUGUCCCCAUGUGAAGCACGAAACCACACAUAAGAAAUACAGCGGCGUGUCCCUCUCUUUCUAUAAUGGUGGCGAUGUCGAGGCAAAAUUGGUGAUCGGUGCGGACGGCCCCUGCUCCUCCGCACGCGGCGAUUCUGAUGAGCUCUUGCCUCACUACAGAGAAGACAGCACCGACGCAUCUGCUGUGAAAAUUCCUCUACAGCAGUCCCGGUUUGAUUGGCCGCGGAUACAGUAUCAGGGGCUCGCUGAAGUGAGUGUCGACGAGCCGGAUCUGACUCGGAACAUCUGGCUGUUUCACAAGGAAACAGGGUCGCACAUCUCCGUCAUCAAAGCUCUCGGGCCCAAUAUCUUGACGUGGUCGAUAACGCAGCAGGCCCAGGACUCUGAAGCAGCAGAAAACUCGCAUGAAGUGAAUGCAAAGCAGCGUGCGCUUUCUGUAGUUUCCAGUAUUCUGAACGGCGCCACAGGCAAGGCCCGAAAUGUGGCGGGACUGCUUCUUCGAGUGAUCGACCGGACGUCUGACGAGGAUAUCCAGGUCCUAAGGCUACAUCCUCCUGCGCGUUCGAGCUGUCGUUGGACUCGCCUUGAUGACCAGCUCGUUCUUGUUGGAAAUGCUGCUCACCCAAUUUCUCCGAACAUCGGGCAAAGCCACGAUCUGACAAUAGAAGACGCAGUACAGCUUGCCUACUGUCUGAGCGACUGGGAGCACAACGAUAGCAUCGCAGCUCAACGCUUUGCAAGGAUACGGAAACAGUCACUCGUGCACGUCAUUAAGCUCAGUGAAGCGGUUCACGCGAACAUGUGGCUUAAUAAUAUGGAGCAAUGCGACGAAUCAGUGCAUGAAAUGGAGACAGAGACGCCGUCUGAUGCAGCUCUGUUCACUAGAGCAAACUUUGUUCCAGUCCGCAGCAUCUUAUGGGCCCAAGACAGUCAAGAGCUGAUGGAGAACGCCCAACUUGAGACAGAAUACAUGUAGGUUGGCGACAUGUAAACCACAGAGCCCACGUUUCCUGAACACGCAGCUUUCGGAAGGGGAGAAGGGAAGCGAUGCUUCGCUGGUCACGGGAAAAAGGUAUGGCGUAAGUAUCUCGUUGGAAAGUGGACGAGGAGAAGGGGGAGGACUCCGUCAUCGUUUGCACAAAACCUACCAGGCUUUUACAGGCGCUUUGCCACAAGCGUCUUCUGCUCUAGUCUGUCAUAAAUCUACCUCAUCUGUCCUUGCCCAUGUGCCUGCCCUGUAUAUGCAUGCUGCCACGCGCACAGUCUCUCCUCUUCUUCGGGGGCAUUCCCGCGAAUUCCUUUCCGUUCUUUUCUGUAGACGUGCCUCCUUCUGAGUUCCUCUUGCCAUUUUCGGUUCGUGACUAUGUUUGGCCCAAUGUCGAAAUAGAAGCGUGCGGGAGCCGCUGGCGCGCUGCCAAACUUCUCCCUGUAGAUCGACGCAUAAAGAGCGAAGAAUCUUGACCCUUCAGAUAGUAAAACGAAAUAGGCAAUAAGUGCACAAAGUCGCCAUGGGAGCGUCUUUCGAUGUAUGUGGUAGUUAGUUCUCGUUCCUCUUCCUGGACGCAGCUCAACUGGUCGCGUGAAGAGAGACGUUCUUUACAGAGGCGGUAUGUAGCAGAAGAGCGAAGCCUGCAACUCCCCCUUUUACACGCUUUGCCCCCCCCUGUCAUCCCCCGCCACAGUCCUCGCUCUGCAAUCCCUGCUGAGAUUGUCUUGACGAUUUUCAUUUCCAGUGAUUCAAUUCUUCCCGCCAGUGUUGCCAACCCGUGAAUGCAACCGCUUAUAGCAUCCUCCCAGUUUGCACGUGCAUAUCCGAGUGUGUACGGACACAUUUUCGUAUGUGUGGCCAGUCUUUUGUGUGCCUGCGCAUCCCAGUGAAGAAAUGAUUUGGGCACAGUGGAACGUCUCGAGUGUUUCCCUGCUAUUGUCAUCCAAGUUUUUUCUCGUAUAGUUUUCAAGAAGCAUUAUGGGCUGCUGUCUCGAAACUGCGCGCCGCGUGUUCGAGACUGGCUUCUGGUGAUGUUCUGCGUGGCAUACGGCUCCUGCAAUCCCUGAGACGUGGGACGACCACCAUUACACAAAUGUAUACAUAUAUGUAUUUCAGUGUUCAUAGACGCUCAGUUUACACACCAUACGUAUAUGUUGCAUAUGCAACUGAUGUCUGGAUGUGUGUGGAUCUGCUACAAGCAGAGGGGUGGUGCGUUGUGGUUGCUGGCAACCGUUUUUUCGCGUUGGUUUUCCCCCAUUAUUCAUCCCUAUCAUCGUCAUGCUCGGUACAGGAAAUAUCCUGAGCGCUGUAAAUUGAAGGUGUGGAGGGGAAAACCAUGAGUUUAAGUUUGCAGGUUGGAGAAAGGAGUCGUAUUGCCGUUCUCAGCUAGAUCACAAAACAGGCUGACAUAGAUGAAGGCGAGGUUUUUUUGCACAUCCGGAAUUGAUAGGAGAGAGCUGUACGUUGUGGAAAUGCCAUGAGUAGAUGAGUGGGUGCGCGGUGACAGCGGCGAUGUUGCAUGUCCUAAAUUUGUGGGCAGAAGGUGGAAGAACAUGUUCAACAAUGCAGUGAAAUUAUUGAGUGGCAAGCGGACUCAUUGCCAGCAUCGUCGGUAAUUGAGUGUUAUAACUUCUUAACGGAUCCGUUCAGCCGUUUGCACAUUACCGACUCGAGCGUCAAGAGCUACACGAACAACCAUCAUUGGGGUUCAAAAGCUGCGUCAUUUCCACCGUUAUUUUCCUAAAUACUGCAACCACUCUUCAUCAUCUGUUGUCGCAACGUACGUACCCCACUUACGAAGUUGUGGUAUUCUCUUGAACGCGAUUCACAGCCAUUGAAUACAAUCUCUAAUUUUCUUCCUAAUACGAAGGUGCCGGUCACUGUAGAGCGAAGUUCCCGUUUUCGUUUUAACUGGACACCAGACACC
Molecule: messenger RNA, 4591 nt
Organism: Toxoplasma gondii ME49
Lineage: Eukaryota; Apicomplexa; Conoidasida; Eucoccidiorida; Sarcocystidae
Exons: 7
Coding region: 466-2652 (728 amino acids)
Molecular function (GO): monooxygenase activity
Source: RefSeq, a predicted model, not a curated record